AUGGUUUAGAAUUUUGAAAAUUGUUUAACCCUUCUUCCAUUUGGAAUAAAUAUUCUUAUAAGAGGACUUUCAAAACAAUUAAGAAUUUUCAUAUUUACCAUAAUAAUCGGAAUUUAAAUAAUGACAUUUUUAACAAUUAAACCUUAAAAUUGUCAUCAAAUAGAGUGCCCAAAGAUUGAAAAAAAUAAUGAAAGAAUAUUAUUCUAUGAGAAGUAUAACAUUUAGGAUGAUGAUUUAAAUCUUUUAAGAUCAGAGCAUUUUUAGUAGGCCUAUAUAAUAAAUGCAUUUAAUUUCUAACUAGGAGUAUUCUUAAUUUUUUUCCCUUUAUUUUAUUAAGAGAAGUAUGAAAAGAUAAUGAAUUCUGUUCUUUAUGUUAUUUUAGUAAUUUUUUCCUUAGAAGCAUCAUUAUUAUUAACUACAGAAAUUAUUAGGUAAUUCAAUAUAUUAAGAUUAGAAUUCCACUAUUUGAUUUUACUUAUUUCGAAUUCUUCUCAUUUAUUAAAAUUCAAGAAAUAUCCAUAAUCCUAAUAGUAAGAGAAAUUUGCUCCUUUUUUAAUAAAACAAAUUAAGACUUACUAAGAGAAGCAUUAAUAUUUUAAAGAAAUAAGAUAAGAGAUUAGGAAUAAUUAAAUUAAAUAGAGAAUAAAUUAAGAUGUCUUGAAGAAAAACCAUAAAAAAGCAUUUUUUCUACAGAAAAUACAAGAUAUUUUAUUGGUGUUUUUGGAAUAUUGCAAAUGUUUUUAUGA
Molecule: messenger RNA, 746 nt
Organism: Paramecium sonneborni
Lineage: Eukaryota; Ciliophora; Oligohymenophorea; Peniculida; Parameciidae
Source: the annotation of a GenBank genome assembly